UAUGAUUCGAGCAAUAAAGUAGCCUUUACUCGACCUGUACUCAAAGUUCUUGAACUUGUUUUAAUGGAGAUGCGUUAAACAUGAGGUAGAAGUGAAUAGAUUUAAAUGGAAAAUCACCGAACAUCGUCUCGUAGCAGCUUAUAGACAAAACACCCUUGACCUCCGUCGAUGGAUAUAUCCUUUUUCCAGCGCCACCGACUCUCGAGGGUGCAUCGACGCCUGAACUUGGUAUAUCCGAAAUCGAAGAACGACGACCAGCAUCGAGUUACGGAAUUCCGUAUAACGAUGACGGAGCAACAACCAAAUGACAAGGAAGACGAUGAGGAUGUGGUUUGCGGAAUCGAUACAUCUACGACAAUAUCAGAAGAGACUUUUCCACGAUACAAAACGCCGGUGCAUUUACAAAAAUCCGUCAAAUCGGUUGCCAUUCAAACGAUAAUCGGCCAACCAUUGCGACUAAGAGUUUUACCAUCCGUUAAAGACAUUGUUCAUGAAAACGAAACGAAUUCAGCAGAUGUAAAAGGAUUUUCUAAAAUAUGGAAAUAUAUUAGAUUCUUAGGAAGAUUAUCCCUUUCUUUGUUCGGAUUGUUCUGGUUUCUCAUCUCCUGGGCAAUCGUAGGUGCCAUUGUUUUCUGCGCCAUCGAAGGGCCAAGGGAACGUGAACAAGUAACAAAACUGAAAGAUAUGCAAAAUGAUUUAUCAGUUAGCUUAGCAACGGAGUUAAGGCAAUUGCGUACAGAAAAGGAGGAAGAUCUAGAGCCACUUUGGAGCGUCAAAGUAGAAAAAUAUGUGGCGAAACACGAAGAGCUUUUGCUGAGGGCAGUUAAUUCUGGAUAUGGUGAAAGUGGCAAUAGUGGAGAACUUUGGACGCUUCCUGGUUGUAUCCUUUUUUCUCUUUCACUUCUCACUACUCUUGGUUUCGGUGCUCCCGUUCCACGUACAACAAUCGGUCGUACGGUAACCGUUAUUUUUGCAGCAAUUGGUAUACCUGCACAUUUCCUUUUGAUCAUGAAUGUCGGCCUUCUGUUAGCUAUUCGAUUACAGAGAUACGCCAUAUCAAGGAAAUUUGAUGAAUACGAUCAAAAGGAUCCGAAAUAUUUAGCACCGAUACCCAAAUGGGUUAAAAUAGUACCUUUCGUUUUUGGAGUUAGAGAAUAUAAGUUUCUCUAUGAUCCAAGUAAUAAGUGGUACAGUGACAAUCAAAAGAAGGAUAUAGCGUGGAAGGAAAUUUCAAAGCAUCUCAGAGUGCAAGAACAAGACUGCAGAAAAACUUGGGCCUUAUUGCGAGACUCCUUCAGGCGUGCCAUAAAGAAACAGAAAAAGAAUAGCCAAGCGAACGUAACUUGCAAGAAAUGGAGGUAUCAAGAUGAGAUGUCGUUUCUAAUACCGUUUAUGAAGGAAAGAUCUACUCUUUGCAUACUGACACCUCAAACCGACGAGCACGAUGAUUAUGAAGUUAAUUUGGAUAGUGAAAGUUCUAUCCCAUCUCUAGAUUAUACAUCCGAUAGAGUGUCAACAGACAACAACCCAUUCAAUCUGAGUACAGCAACGGCCGUGGUGCGUUCAACUAAAUGCCAACGAAAUAAUUCAUUUAAAAAUCUCUCGAGCGAAGAAACAUUAAUGAAAUACGUAUUAGAUAAUAAAAGGAACUGCGACGACAUUGAACAGUUCUUUGCCAGUAUGGCUACGACAGUGAAAUCUUUUCCGCCGCGAGAAAGAGCUAUAGCAAAAGCUAAGGUGUUUGAACUUAUUUCCAAAAUGGAAAUAGAUAUUCUAAGCAAUCCAUCUACUUCUGAUAACAAACCAACGAUUCCCUUCUAGUCAAAUGACACUUAUGAAAGGAGUUCUUGCACUCCUUCCUCUUUUAACUCGUUCACUGCGGACGUUACAGGUCUGCUACGGCUGUGAUUUUGGAAAUUAUAAGAAAUAAUGUUAUUUUUAUAUGGAUAUAUAUAAACAUAUCACUAUUUAUAGAUGAUUGAUAAAAAAAUAUUGAAAUUUUUAAGUUUACAUUAUUAAUAUUAUUUUUACUUAUCUGAAUGUCUUUAAGUCUGCAGCGAACGUGUUAAGUCACCGAUGUGUGAUUUUUUAAAUAUAAUAUAAUAGUAUAUUUUUCUUUAUAAGAUAUAAAAAUAAAUCUGUUCUACGUUGAACAAA
This is a messenger RNA of Osmia bicornis bicornis, 2157 nucleotides long. RefSeq lists its product as uncharacterized. The record is from RefSeq and is a predicted model, not a curated record. The transcript has 8 exons. The coding region runs from base 169 to 1821 and encodes 550 amino acids. Gene Ontology annotation, cellular component: membrane. Gene Ontology annotation, biological process: stabilization of membrane potential; potassium ion transmembrane transport. NCBI's taxonomy places the organism in Eukaryota, Metazoa, Arthropoda, Insecta, Hymenoptera, Megachilidae. Gene Ontology annotation, molecular function: potassium ion leak channel activity; DNA binding.